UGUUAAGUCUCUACUGCCAUAUACCACAGUUAAAGAAGAAGAAGAAGAAGACGAAGAUGGAAAUGCAUAAUAGAGGAGGAGCUAUCAUGGUUUUGAAUUUGGUGUGUGUGUGUGGAUUACUAUUUUUAUAUGGUGGGAAUGCUCAGGACACUCUUGUUCCGGCGGUCAUUACUUUUGGUGACUCCGUUGUCGAUGUGGGGAACAACAACUAUCUCCCCACUCUUUUUAAGGCUAAUUACCCUCCUUAUGGAAGAGACUUCGUUAAUCACCAACCCACCGGAAGAUUUUGCAAUGGAAAACUGGCCACUGACCUCACUGCUGAGACUUUAGGCUUCAAGACUUACGCACCUGCAUAUCUUAGCCCAGAAGCAUCAGGGAAAAAACUUCUUAUUGGAGCCAACUUUGCUUCAGCUGCAUCUGGUUACGACGAGAAUGCUGCUAAUCUAAAUCACGCAAUCCCAUUGUCCCAGCAAUUAAAGUAUUUCCAAGAAUACCAGACAAAGCUAGCUAAAGUAGCUGGCCAGAGUAAAGCUAAAUCCAUUAUUAAAGAAGCUCUUUAUGUACUGAGCGCUGGCAGUGGUGACUUUGUCCAGAACUACUACGUCAAUCCUUUAGUCAACAGAGCCUACACUGUUGAGCAAUACAGUGCCAUGCUCAUUAACUCAUUCACAACCUUUACUAAGGGCUUGUAUGGUUUGGGGGGAAGGAAACUUGGAGUGACUUCACUCCCUCCAUUGGGUUGUCUUCCAUUAGCAAGAACCUUAUUUGGGUAUCACCAAAGUGGGUGUGUCUCUAAGCUCAACACAGACGCCCAAGCAUUUAAUAAGAAGUUGAACGCUGCUGCUGCCAGUCUCCAAAAGCAAUACCCUGAUCUUAGACUUGUUAUCUUUGAUAUUUACAAGCCUCUUAACGAUGUUAUUAAAUCCCCUUCUCAAUAUGGCUUUGCAGAAGCAGCAAGAGGCUGCUGUGGAACUGGGACUGUGGAGAUAACCUCAGCUUUGUGCAAUCCUCACUCGAUAGGAACUUGCUCAAAUGCUACUCAGUAUGUAUUUUUUGACAGCGUCCAUCCAUCCGAAGCUGCUAAUAGAAUUCUUGCUGACGAGUUGAUAGGCCAAGGACUAUCCCUCAUCUGAUGAUGGUGUGUAAUCAUUUUUACUGAAUCUAUACACUAUAUAAGAAGACUUGAUAGUAUUUGCCCAACUGUCUUAAUAAUAUUAAUAUGUUACACGUACCAGACAAAUUUCUUGUGUUUCUACUUUCGAUUGCAGUGUCAUGUUAAAUUGUUUAUUUGUAAGUUUGUAAGGACCAGAACUAUUGAAAAGAUCUAGUGGUUGAAAGAA
Humulus lupulus (European hop) is the source of this 1340-nucleotide messenger RNA. RefSeq names its product GDSL esterase/lipase APG-like. Gene Ontology annotation, cellular component: apoplast. Lineage: Eukaryota; Viridiplantae; Streptophyta; Magnoliopsida; Rosales; Cannabaceae. The record is from RefSeq and is a predicted model, not a curated record. The transcript is spliced from 5 exons. Bases 57 to 1133 code for a protein of 358 amino acids. Gene Ontology annotation, molecular function: hydrolase activity, acting on ester bonds.